CUGUGCGAUGCACAAGGUGGAGUGAGGGGCAGAACAUACCCUCUCCUCCUUCACACCCAGCUGGCAUUUCUCAUACAGGGCACCAUGGACCCCCUGCUGCCUCCUCUCCAUCACUCCCCACUCUCUGUUAUCACACAUGGCACCCAGCCCUCCUCCCCCUCACUCACACUUCCCAGAUGGAUUACAGCCUCACAGGAUGAGAAGAAGCUCUCCUCCAAGCUCUGUCAUUACACCCGAUUCCAUGGGCUGUAGGCUGCGCACAAGCUUCGGUGUCCUCCUCUCCAUGUCCUGCCUCUGGUUAGCGAUCACGGCCUCUUAUGCCAAGCACAAUGUUCAGAUUCCCGACCUGUCUCCGCUGUGGCCUCCGCACUACCAAUACUUCACAGACAGCAGCCAGCUGCCAGUCAUCUCUGGGGGUACCUGUCGGGUGGUUUCGGCCCAUCGUUGCUGUAACAGGAACCGUAUUGAGGAGCGAUCUCAGACGGUGCAGUGCUCCUGCCUGCCGGGAAAAGUGGCUGGGACGACCCGGGACAAACCUUCUUGUGUGGACGCUUCUAUCGUGAUGGGGAAGUGGUGGUGUGACAUGGAACCUUGUCUGCAGGAAGAAGAAUGUCAGACCCUUCCUGACAACUCUGGCUGGAUCUGUUUCCAGGGGGGCCGCGUAAAGACCACCAAGAUUCACCCAAGAUACUGAAUACUGGAGGAAUGAUGUCAAACUAAAAGAUGGCGGUUCUGGAAACCUUCCACCCUUGGAGCAGUCUAUGGAAGAAUGUGGCAUGGGGAAGUAGUCGCUGCUGUUUGUAUGAGGGAUAC
This is a messenger RNA of Bufo gargarizans (Asiatic toad), 813 nucleotides long. RefSeq names its product chemokine-like protein TAFA-1. The transcript is spliced from 5 exons. Gene Ontology annotation, biological process: neuroblast differentiation; regulation of neuroblast proliferation. NCBI's taxonomy places the organism in Eukaryota, Metazoa, Chordata, Amphibia, Anura, Bufonidae. Gene Ontology annotation, molecular function: receptor ligand activity. The record is from RefSeq and is a predicted model, not a curated record. The coding region runs from base 137 to 694 and encodes 185 amino acids.